AUGCAUUCGUUCUGGAAGUACACGCUCGCCGUCCUGCUUCUCGCGAUUUUCGCGGAUGUGAAGGCUGAGGAUGGUUAGUUUUCGGCUGUUUUCAGGUUUUUUAAGAUCUUGUGCAAGGUUCUUUGACAGUUUGUACUGACCCUAGAAAAAUUUUGAGUUUUUUUUCUGGAUGCAAAAGUCUCAACAAAUGCUCAUGAACUACAGAAAAAAUCGAUCGUUGAAAAGCUUUAUACAAAAUUAUACAAAAAACGCCAAUAGGCGUUUAGAAAAAUGGAUAAAAACUCCUUUUUUCGAAGAUAUACCAAGUAACAUGAAUAAAACAGGGAACGAAUAUUCAAAAAGACAAUUUUUCAGACACACAAUUGCAAGACCUGAGAAUGUACAUCGACUGCGCCAAGUCUUGUUUGCCGGGUCACCUGAAUGAUUUGAAGAUUUGCUUUUCAACUUGCGCGAUGAAACGACUUUUCAAGGUUUGAUCAACGCUCAAAAUAUGAACUCAAAGCUUGAAGAGCUGAAAAAAUAAGCAAAUCUUGAAAAUAAUUUUUUUUUUUUCAGCUUGCCAGAAAGAACCCACAGAACGCAAAAAGACCACAAAGGCCACGAAAAGGCCGAAAAGGCGGCAAAAAGCCAGGAGUUCCUAAAAAACCGCCGGUCGGUGGUCCGAAAGGAGCAGCUCCAGCACCUGAGGAAGAUUACAAGGAUGAUUACAAGGACGAAGAUUUACCAGCCGGCGGCGAAGAAGCCUACGAUGAACCUCAAGAAUGA
This is a messenger RNA of Caenorhabditis auriculariae, 765 nucleotides long. Lineage: Eukaryota; Metazoa; Nematoda; Chromadorea; Rhabditida; Rhabditidae. The record is from the annotation of a GenBank genome assembly.